AUGUAAUUCAACUAUAACUAAGCUUUUGAGGAUUAAUUGCUAAAUUUAAUAACUUAGGAAGUACCAAAUACUUUAAAUGAAUCUUUAGAAGCAUUGGCAAAAGCUAUAAAGAUGAGUAAAUUAAAAGGAACUCUAUAUCCUUUUGGAUCAUUUUGUAAUGGAUUUGGAAGUGAGACAAAGGAUUUAGAUUGUGUAUUUUUAACACCUUGUGAUGAUAAACCUUCAAGUUUAUUUAGAUAAAUUCUAAAUGGGAUAAGAGCCUAUAAUUAGGAAAAUCUAUAGCCUAUAUUAUAAGUAAAGGCAAAUAUAAAUCAAGCAAAGGUAUGAGAUAAUAUAGUAAUAAAAGGUACCAAUUCUUAAAAUGGUUGAUAUAACUAAUAAUGUAGAUAUUGACUUAAGUGUUAAUAAUAUAAAUGGAAUUGCUAAUUCAAAAUUAUUGUAUGAAUAUUCCUAACUUCAUCCAAAAAUAAAAUAAACAGGAUUAUUAUUAAAGCUGUGGGGCAAAAGAAAUAGAUUAAUCAAAACUGGUUCUUUAUCAUCUUAUAGUAUGAUCCUCUUUUUGAUACACUUUUUAUAAAUUAAAUAUAAAGUGCCUUAUUUAUCUGAUUUUAAACUAACUUCAUAACAUUUAAAGAAUCUAGAACAUUUAGAAAAUAAUCCUUAUUUUUAGAUAGGUUUAAAGGUUGAUUUACCUGAACUUACUUAAGCAUCUUUGCAAUAAAUAUUGUUUGAAUUCUUCUUAUAUUAUUAACCAUAAGGUGAAUUUGAAUAAAAAAAUAUAUAUAUAUCAAUAAAUAGUUAACCUUUAAAUAAAAUUCAGAAUAAUUUUAUAUUAAAAAUUUAAGAUCCAAUUAAUUUCAGAUAGGAUCCAAGUAAAAGAUUUGAAAAUUAAUGCUUGUAAUUUUAGAAAGCUUUUGAGAAAGCUAAAAAUAUGAUUUAAAAACAUGAUAUAAGCACAUUCAAUAAUAUUGAUAAAGCAGAAGAGGAUAAAAUUAAAAAGCAUAAUAAAAUAGUUAAGCAAUUUAAAUAAAACUGA
Paramecium sonneborni is the source of this 1036-nucleotide messenger RNA. NCBI's taxonomy places the organism in Eukaryota, Ciliophora, Oligohymenophorea, Peniculida, Parameciidae. The record is from the annotation of a GenBank genome assembly.